Molecule: messenger RNA, 2580 nt
Organism: Strongylocentrotus purpuratus (purple sea urchin)
Lineage: Eukaryota; Metazoa; Echinodermata; Echinoidea; Camarodonta; Strongylocentrotidae
Exons: 11
Coding region: 1-2580 (859 amino acids)
Biological process (GO): signal transduction
Source: RefSeq, a predicted model, not a curated record
AUGUCAAGCGGUGGACAGCCUACCAGAUUCCAAGGCAAUGGAAAGGGGGAUGGCAAACCUCAGAAGAUGCAAAUGCGAGGUGGAAGUGGCGCUUCAUCCUCGAUGUCGAUGAUGUCUAAUUCAACAAGAUUACCAUCGAUGUCGAGUUCAUAUUCCGCGUCAUCGGGAUCUAGCCAAAUCGGUUCCGGGCUUAUUGGGGCAAAUGCAGCCGAGUCCGUUGCCUCAGCCCUGGCGGCGACGAUGGCGGCGGCUUCCAAGUCGGCUACCGGUCAAGGGGCGGGGAUGACCGUGACGACGAAAACAUCGACAUCGGAAGGACCGAUUUCAUCAGACGGUAGUUCACAGAUGAUGACGACAACAGUUACGACUAGGAAGAUGUCCAUGGGGUCAGGAGGUACGAUGGCUGGUUUUGGAGAGAUGCCAUCUUUUUCAGGAAACCUGCUAAGUACGCCUGAAAUGAGUUUUGACUCAACAAAUCUCCCCGAACUCACCCGAAUACAUCAAGCUGGAAGUACCGAUGUUUCCCGAUUCAUGACGGAGGACUUCGGGAUGUGCCAUCGGCAUCUUUCGGAUAGCGUUACCCUGAGCCGAUUCCGAUCGAAGAACAACAAUCAAAAAGAGGAAAAUGGUGACAAGAGAGAGAAUAUGAUAAAGCUUGCGGAAAGGAUAAUGACUGCUGUCUUAGAGGCCGAGUCCUUUGCUGAGGUCAAUGUACUUAUGAAUCUUCGUGAGCUGAGUGCUAUCGGACGAGUUGAUCGGAUUAGUUGCCAAUUUGCGGAAAUUGCAACCGAAAAGGGAUUUUCUGACUUCUUCGCGACGGUCUGGCUGAAGCUCAAUCAAUUAGACAUUAAAGACCAGUUAACAUAUCCUGGUCAAUAUAUUGCGGUGAAUCUCCUCUUGGACGCUACUCAACGAUUCACCGAGGUUAACCAAACACUAUGCUCGGAUAUGGGCAGGCGAUGCCUUCCCGCCCUGCUAUCGAUACUCAACGAUCCUUUCUAUUCGUGUGACGCCAUCAACGGAGAUGAUGAGAAAACGAGAUGGAUGUCUCGAAAGGAGUUCUUGAAGAAGAUAUUUAGUAUCAUAUACAAUUGUCUCAGGAACUAUCCCGACAAUAGAGAGGUGUUACGAAAGCACAAUGCUGCAAUCUACAUCCAAACUUUCCUCGAGAGUCACUCCUUCGUGCUCCGAGCCAAGGCAAUGCAUAUUCUCGCCUACAUCGUCACCGAGGAGGAGAACGAGAAUUUGAAUACAAGCCCGAAGAAUGCUGAAUUCAUGGUCGACGUCCUCCAAAGAACGUUAGCAGACGACAGUGAGAAAUCCGAUCACUACUCGCCUAAUUACGAUCAGUUCGCCGUUGAAGCCGUCGAGGCGAUACAACAUUUAGCAUCGCAUGAUGGUAACAAGAGGAAACUGGUGCAAGCAGGAAUCCUUCCGCACCUGGGCUCAAUGAUGGAUGGAUGGGAUGAUGAAAGGAAGGAAGCUCUCAAAACCUUGUGGAUACUCUCAUUCAAUCAGGAUAACAAAGAUGAUAUACAGAAGGAGAAAAGAUGCAUGGAAGCCGUCCGACGGCUAGACGGGUUAGUGCAAGAUGAGGAAAAUAGCCGACAAUGCCAAGCUAUCUUAUGGAAUGUAGGAGCCCUUACUCCGGAUCAGCUGGCAAAACAGGGCGCCACCAAUGAUAAGGGCGGGAAACCUGGUAAAGGGUCGACAUCAUCGAGCGGAGGAACGAAAGCCUUGACCAACUACGUCAUGCUGAGCUACCAAUGGGAUGUGCAGAAAGAGAUAUUGGCAGUCAACGAACUAUUAAAGGCAAACGGCUUCGAGGUGUGGAUCGACGUGGAGCAAAUGGGAGGUUCGACAUUGGAAGCGAUGGCCCGUGCAGUCGAGAAUGCUGCCGUGGUCGUAUUAUGUUUUUCUGAGAAAUACAAAGACAGUCCAGCUUGCCGAACGGAGGCGGAGUAUACGUACAAGCUACGCAAACCUGUAGUGCCUUUGAAGAUGCAGAACGGCUAUGAUCCUAACGGCUGGCUGGGGGCAAUGCUGGGGACAAAGUUCUACAUCGAAAUGUACGCACUCGGCCUGGUAGAAAAGAACGGACACCUGUUAAUACGAGAGUUGGCCAACCGAGGCUGCAAGUCAUCAGGAAUUGGUGGUGCGAGCAAGGGCGUGGUCGAUAAAUCGCCAUCAGAUGAGGAGCGAUCAGGAGACACUGACGAAAGCAACGUCUUGUCUACAGGAACCACCGGCUCUGGUGGAAAGUCCCCUGAAGCGCUCCUGCAGAGGACAAACGGAGGAUUCAUGGGCGUGCCUUUUUCAAGCUGGAAAGGGCUUGCACCAGUGUGCAGCAGUAACGUCAUUAAAUGGACCAACCAACAAGCUCUCUAUUGGAUUGAAGAGAAUGGCUUCCCGAGACUGACGCCAUGGUUUAAAGGAUGGGACGGGGAGGAUCUCUUAGGACUUAAAGAGAUGGCUAUAUCAGCACCCUUGGUCUUCUAUAAGAAGAUGGAGUCCGAGUUUGGACUUAAGAAGACACUAGAGCUUGUACGCUUCAAGCGGUUAUUAGAUAAGAUUAUCUAA